CAAUUGCUAGAAGGCUUCAAACGGAAUAUUUAAUUUUCAAUAGCUCUUUCAGCAUGGAGUGUUUGGCGUACCAACAACUUCUAUGAAGAUAAACUUUUAUUUCAUUGCUACAAAGAAAAUUCUAAUUCAUCAUGAUGGAAAAGAAGGUUAAGCUGAGGACUGUGAACUCCUGUAUCACAUGUACACUGUGUCGAGGAUAUCUUAUAGAGGCCACAACCAUUACAGAAUGUUUACACACAUUCUGCAAGAGCUGCCUUGUACGGUACUUAGAGGACCACAAUUCCUGUCCAAAAUGCCAAACACUCAUUCAUCAAAGCCAUCCAAUGAACUAUAUCAGUCAUGACAGAACUAUGCAGGAUAUAGUGUAUAAAUUGGUGCCAAAUCUCCAACAAAAGGAAUUAAGACGUCAACAGGAGUUUUACAGAAAGCAUGCUUCCCAGGGUAUUAAACCAGAAUGUGAAGAUUUGAAUGACAACCAUACAGAGAAUGCUGUGGCUGCAAAAGAGGAAAACAAAGACUUCCAUCGUAAUGAUGAGCAGUUAAAUGUUUGUUUAGAGUGUCAAGGAACUAUGAAAAACUUAAAACGAAAAUACUUACGAAUCUCGUCACAAGCUACAGUCAGUCACCUAAAAAAGUUUGUGGCUUUAAAGCUUUACAGUGAUCAAACAAAGUACACCAAUAUUGAAAUUUUGUGUAAUGAUGAAUUACUAGGCAAACAUCACACUUUAAAGUUUGUGGCUGUUACAAGAUGGAGGGUAAAGGAUGGUCCAUUACUACUUCACUACCGACAGAAAACAUUGGACUUUUGAUUUUGGACACUUUCUCUCUUGAACACAAGAAAAAAAAUCCUGAUGUUGAUGAUCUCUGCAGAAUUUUCAUAAACUGAAGAGGACUUUUCUCUCUCCAGAAAGUGUACAUUAGAUGUGUGAAGUGCUCCUUUGUUUCUACGGAAAGUAAACAUCAGUUGUCUGAAGUGCUCUGUUGUCUCUGUUGAAAGUGAACUUAGAUGUCCUAAGUGCUCUGUCGUCUCUGUUGAAAGUGAAGAUCAGAUGACUGAAAUGUCAACUCUCUCGACAACAAAUAUAUCGGAUAUCUGAAGUGCACUAUUCUUCUCUCUACAUAAAGUAAACAUAGGAUAUCUGAAGAGCUGUAUUCUCUUAACAACAAAUAAAUAGAUGUUAACUGAAGUGACUACUACACUGAGGAAUCACGGAUCUGUAGUUACCACGAUAUUAUGCCACCUACUGACCUAUUUAUUGUAACUAGGGGAUACAUACAUACAGUUGACAUUAAUGUCAACACUCCAGUAGGUUUUCUUAUAAAUUUAGUGGGACCAGUUCUUUAUUGACAGACCAAUAUGCUGCUAUGGAAGAACAUGUAUUUUUUAAGGAAGAAUCAUAUAUAUAUAUAUAUACUAAGUAGGCUAGAACUACAUGUAUCAGUAGUCAUUUCUGAUGCAGAGGAUUUCAAACUAGUAGAUCAAGCAUAAUUCUCUUUCAGAAGAUGAUCAAGGAUGAUCAACUGUGAUAUUGGGAACCUGAAAGAGCUGUACAUGUAUUAGAGUGAUAAUGCUGAUGAAUGGAUUUUGUUACUUUGUUGAUGAUAAAUAUCUCAUUAAUGCUAUUACCAAGUUAUGAUCUGAAUUGAAAUAUCAACUGAUGUUGAGGAAAGGCUUUGAGACAUCAAAGUUUUUACUGAUAUGAUGUUAGUAAUCUUUGUUAUCGUAACAAAGAUUUUGCGUAAGAGGAAAGAGGAUGUUUUAUUUAUUCAUUUUGAUUAUUUGCCUCAGUUUAUUGCCACAUAAUUCACAUGAUUGACUAAAACUAAAUGUCUCACAGAUGUUGAUUCAUCACAUAUGAAGUGGCGUUUAUGACUGGAUUUAAUUUAGUCAUUAAAUUUCAGCCAUUAGUUUUAUGAUAGGUUUAAUUAACUUCAGAAAUAAUUGUAUUUUGAUGACUGUGAAUGUAAGAAAAAAAAACGAAAAAAAAACCCUAAUAAAUAUGACUGACUGGCUUUCUUUAGAUUUAAAUGGUUGGUUAGAGUUUGUUAUUAAAAAACUUCACAAUGUGGCUUUUCAUGGACACUGCUUUAUGUUGUAGGAAGUAGAUACAUGUCAGACCUAGCAGGAACAUUUGCAAUAGAGAAGUUCUAAGUACAUAGUAGUGGUUUCUUCUUACAGAUACAAUAAACUUUGUCCAGUUGUACAAUAUAGGUAAAUGUAUUUUGAAAUACUACAUAUCAAGUGACAGCAGUUUUUGUCUCUGUCCUACAUGUAUACAGGUAUAUUGUUAAAGAGAUGAAAAUGGGUCGUCAUAUCUGGAUAAAAAAGGAUAAUUGUUGUAUUGACUUGGAUAACAUGAGAACUCUAUGAUAUUUCAUUUUUAUUGAUAAAGUUAACACCUUAAGGUCAUUUAUUACUUUUUAGGUCACCUGAGACAAGGUCUCGGGGUGAUUUGUUGUGAUCCCCUUUUGUCUAGCGUCGUGCACUGUAAACUUUUAACAUUUUCAACUACUUCUGGAGAACUCCAGAACUGAUUUCAAUGAAAUUUUACUAAAACAUUCCAUGGCUAAAGGCGCACCAAAAUUGUAAAUCAUAUGGUACCCGACCCCCAGGGGCCUGGCCAAAAAGGAUCAAAUUGAUUGAAACUUCAGAAAUCUUCUCCUCAAAUCCCAGGUAUGGUAGAAUCAAGUAAUCUUCAUGGAUGGAAAGGCCUUCAGAUGCUUUACCAUAUUGUAAAUUUCAUGACCCCAGGGCCUCACAUUUCCCCCUGGGGAGGGGCUAAGGUUUACUAUAAUUUAUAUUGAACAUCAUUUAUUUUUUAUUGGAAAAAAUGUUCAAACCUGGAUAGAGUCAAGUGGGGCCAAAACUGGUCAAAUUGACUGAAAUUUCAAAGAUGUUUGACUGUUCCUGGAUGGUAGAUUUUAUAUAGGAAAAUUCAAAUCUUGAGUGUAAUUUCUUUUAAAUCAAACUUGGUUAGAAGCCUUGGCAUGGGACAGAAGUAAAUGUAUAAACAAUUUACAUUUGCAUUUUGUGUACAAUAUAGUUUAAGUUAUAUGACUUUUUUUUAACAAAAUCAUUUCUAUGACAUGUUACAAGAAGCGAUCAGGUGACCGUUAAGGCCCUUGGGACUCUUGUUAGACUUAUUUAUCACAUGAGAUAUCCACUCUAGUUUUGAUUUGCUAUAAAUGUCAUUGAUGAAACCAGAUAUAUCAAAUACCAGUAAAUUGAAUAAAGCUGACGACUGUGUACUGGUAGAUAAAGAACAGUGAUAUAAAUGUAUGAUAAUACAUAUAUUAUUUUCACUGUAAUUGAGGACUGAACACAAUAUUUUAGGAGUUAAUUUAAACAGUUGUCUCACGUUAAUUGUUGUGCUAAAUCAUGCUUAAUUGAAGUUUCCUAGUAUUGUAGUCAGUUGCAUGUUUGAGUGUCACUUUGUCAAUCCAGUUUAAAUAAUUCUUCAACUAAGAAUGUUUAAAGUCAUUUUGGUAGAUUCCCAAAUUAAAAUUUGUCUAUGAUCUGCUAAUUUCAUAUCCAAUGAUGUCAAUUGUAAGUGUUUUACUGUGGAAUGAAAGCAAUAUUCUGGAUAUGUAGCAUUUAAUGAUGUAAACAGUUUCCUAUGCAAAUGUUCCUCAUGAUUUGUAAUGUUGCUUAUACAAAAGUUAAUUGUACAAGGUUUCUCUUAUGAAAAGAUUUCUUGUUUCUCUAACCUCUAUAAAUGUAUAACUGUAUCCCUGGCAUACAUAUUGUCAAUAUGACACUGACAGCAUUUGGCAUUAAUUUUCUCAUGAUACCGUUUAUGGGAGAACAUUUUUAUUUUCAGCUUGCCAUGAAAAUAUUUGUCUUUGCAUAGUGUUAAAUCCAACCUAAAAAAAUGAUAUAUAUUUCAGCGUUUACUGAAAUCUUGACCCUGUGUUUUAUUUCACCUUAUUGAGGCAAAGGUGAAUAUUAAACUACUGCAAACAUUUCCCAAUAAACCGUAAUUAAAACCCAUUAAUGAUUUCUGGUAGAGCUUAUGGCUCCUUAGAUUUACUGUGAUUUUGCUUCUAUUUUCAAACAUUUGCCUUGUAGUUUUUAUUUUAUUUUUUUAUAGAAGUGGGAGUAAAAAAGUUUACUAUUUUGUAAUAAUGAACAGAUAGAGAAAUUCUCACAUGAUCUAAUUGGGGAAGAGAAGUCUUAGUUCUAAGUCUAGUUGUAUACCCUCUGCUGGACACAUGUAUAUUCUAUCUGUCUAUCAGGUACAGAUUCACUACCACAGCUCAUUAAUACAAAUUCUUUAUAUCUUUCAAAUGAUGCUGAUUUAGAGAUCUGUAUCUGAUGCACUUCUGUAUUUCAUUCAUUGUCAGUUACAGAACACUGUUACAUUAAUGGUAUGUCGCUUCAGUCUAAAUUGGAAUGUUGGUUUAACAUGCUCUAUUACAUCGCUGAAAUUUUGGACGUUAUCAAUUUGUUUAACACUGCAUGAGCAGAUGUUCAGUAGUAUUGCUAAGUCCCUGUUCACGUGUACCUGAUCCACAGCAGUAUUCUUACAUUAUGGAUCAUACAAUCUUUGAAGACAGCAAGGUAUUCAUUUGUUGUACGUUUUUUCCCUUAUGAAAAACAUGUAUGUGUAGAACAAAUAAAUAUGUUAUAUUUA
Molecule: messenger RNA, 4634 nt
Organism: Ylistrum balloti
Lineage: Eukaryota; Metazoa; Mollusca; Bivalvia; Pectinida; Pectinidae
Product: polycomb group RING finger protein 3-like
Exons: 8
Coding region: 132-809 (225 amino acids)
Biological process (GO): regulation of transcription by RNA polymerase II
Cellular component (GO): PRC1 complex
Source: RefSeq, a predicted model, not a curated record